UCUUCUUCUUCUUCUUCUUCGGUUCAAGAAGUUGUUGUUAAUGGGGAGUGGUUAUUAUAGGGAGCCGAGUUUGGGGAACGAACGAGGGACUGGAUCGUCGUCAUCGUCGUCGUCGUCUUCGUCGAGACGAGGGAAGAAGGGUGGCUCUGAUAAGCAGCCAAGGCAGCCCCAGAGAGGACUUGGAGUUGCUCAGCUUGAGAAGAUCAGAUUGCAUGGCGAAAUUGCUUCUGCUGCUUUUCAUCCCACUUCUUAUACAUUCAAUAACGAACAUGAGCUAACGAACGUCCAUAGAUAUUCACCGGUGUCUAGUUCUUCCUCACCGUAUGUUAUGAUGGGGUUUGGAGAAUGUGAAGGAAGGAGGGUGAGAGAUGGUGAUUCUCAGCAUAGCACAGGAGCAAGAUGGGAUCCAAGUAAUGGUGGCAUCUUAGAAGCCCAACAUUUUGCACACCCAAACAUGACAUCUCAUCUUCAAGACCCACAAGCAGAGUGGGCAGCACAGAGCAGAAGGCAAGAAAUGGGUGAAAAUUGUGAAGCAUGUGACAGCCAAGAACUGGACUUGGAACUUAGACUCUCAAUAAUCUAAACCCCUUCAGAGCAUUUUCCCUAUUUCCUUUUAUAUCUCUCAUGAGAUUAUUGUUGUAUGUAUGUUUGUGCAUAGACUAAAGUUUUCAUACACACUAUAUUUCUAACAAGCAUCAAAAUAUUUGAGGUUA
Molecule: messenger RNA, 713 nt
Organism: Cucurbita moschata (crookneck pumpkin)
Lineage: Eukaryota; Viridiplantae; Streptophyta; Magnoliopsida; Cucurbitales; Cucurbitaceae
Product: protein SPEAR3-like
Exons: 5
Coding region: 41-583 (180 amino acids)
Molecular function (GO): DNA-binding transcription factor activity
Source: RefSeq, a predicted model, not a curated record